Messenger RNA from Oldenlandia corymbosa var. corymbosa, 1194 nucleotides. NCBI's taxonomy places the organism in Eukaryota, Viridiplantae, Streptophyta, Magnoliopsida, Gentianales, Rubiaceae. The record is from the annotation of a GenBank genome assembly.
AUGGAGAACGCGUUCGCUAAUGCCUCUGCGAUUAGCGACCAGAGGCAAAAAAUCGAGCAAUACAAGCUCAUUCUCUCUACAGUUCUUGCUGCCAACGACAUCCAGCAGGCCAAGAGAUUCAUCGAUCACAUGCUGUCGGACGAUGUACCUCUUGUUGUUUCGAGGCAACUUUUGCAAAUGUUCGCUCAAGAAUUGGGGAAUUUGGAGGCGGAGGCGCAGAAGGAGAUUGCGCACUACACACUGAAUCAAAUCCAACCUCGCGUUGUGUCGUUUGAGGAACAAGUCCUUAUAAUCAGAGAGAAGCUUGCGGAAUUAUACGAGUCUGAGCAAUUAUGGUCAAAAGCUGCCCAGAUGCUUAGUGGCAUUGAUCUGGAUUCUGGAAUGAGAGUGAUUGAUGAUACGUUCAGGCUAUCAAAAUGUGUUCAAAUUGCUCGUCUCUACCUUGAGGAUGAUGAUGCUGUGAAUGCUGAAGCUUUUAUUAACAAAGCUUCAUUUUUAGUUAGCAACAGUAAACAUGAAGUAUUAAACUUGCAGUACAAGGUUUGUUAUGCUAGGAUUCUAGAUUUGAAGAGGAAAUUUCUGGAAGCUGCAAUACGCUAUUAUGAUAUUUCUCAAAUUGAGAAGCGGCAAAUUGGGGAUGAAGAGAUUGAUGAAGAAGGAUUGGAGCAAGCUUUAUCUGCUGCUAUAACAUGCACAAUUCUGGCUGCCGCAGGUCCUCAGCGUUCACGUGUUCUUGCCACAUUAUAUAAGGAUGAACGGUGCUCUAAAUUGAAAAUAUAUCCGAUCUUACAAAAGGUUUAUCUGGAGAGGAUUUUGAGGAAACCAGAAAUAGAUGCAUUUGCCGAAGAGCUCAAGCCACAUCAGAAAGCUCUGCUGCCUGACAAUUUUACUGUUCUGGAUCGUGCUAUGAUUGAGCACAAUCUUUUGAGUGCUAGUAAACUCUACACAAACAUAAGCUUCGAUGAGUUGGGGACCUUGCUAGGCAUUGCUCCUCACAAGGCUGAGAAGAUAGCAUCAAAGAUGAUUUAUGAAGAUAGGAUGAGGGGCUCUAUUGACCAGGUGGAAGCUGUGAUACAUUUUGAGGACGAUUCCGAAGAACUACAACAGUGGGAUCAACAGAUUGUUGGGCUUUGUCAGGCCCUCAAUGACGUUCUUGAUAGCAUGGCGAAGAAGGGGAUACCCAUUCCUGUCUAA